UUUCAGCACUUACAAAUAGUUUAUUUUCAUUGAAUUAUUGAGGUGUAUUGCAUUGCAUCAUAAUUUUGAAAAUGUCAACUGCAGAUUGUUUUUCUCAUGAAAACGAUGCGGAAGAUGAAAAUGGAUCGUGCAAACAGUCAGUUACUGCGCAUCAAGAUUUACAUGAUGAAUCGCAAGAGGAUCCAUUGUACAAAAUGAGGGGAGGACUUUUUGGACGAAGUGCUUCGUACUUACAGGGCGAGUCAGAAAGCAGUCAGAAAAAUGGAGCAAAUGAGGAAUCGUCAGGAAAUAAGAAUAAAGUAGACGAAUCAGACAGCAACAAUUUGCAUGAUGAACCAAUGGAAGUGGAUACCGUAGAGGCUGACGCAACAAUCACCACAAGCGAGAAUGUUGCUGAACCGGGUAGUUCACUAGCCAAUGAACUGAAAGCAGUUGAUGCGGACAUCGCUGGAGAUCAGAAGGAUCUCGCAGACAUUACAGAACUGAAUCGCGAAAAGAACGCUGAAUUCGAAAAACAAAAGCGAAGUGACACAGAGCAAACCCAAAAAAAAAAAGCGAGCACAGUAACAACUGUCACAACAAAUACAGAGUACGUUCGUGAAUCGAGAGAAGGAUCCACUGGAAAAAAUCAUAUUGAAAUCAUCCGUAAAGAAAAAAGCAGUGCUUCUCUUGCAACUGGAAGUAAUAUUGAUGCAGAACAUAAUGCAGAAAAGAAUGACAGUUUAAUUCCACGGGAAUUGGUAGCAGUGGUCGCGGGGGCAGAUGGUCAGUAUUCAAAUGGACCAGAAGGUGCAUCAAGUGCUGAGCCAAGUGAUGCAAUAGCCGAAGAAGCUGGAAAGAUGAAAUCGAGCGAGGAACUCUCAAAAAAUAAAAGCGAAGAGCAAGAGGAUAUUGGCACUGCUCAAGAGAUUCCAAGCAGGAAAUCCGAACGAAGCUGUAAAAGACGUAAUUCUCACACUGUUGCUAUUGGUAACCAAGUAAAUACAGAAGCUAAAGAAUCACAAGAAGGUGGUAACAAUGACUCUAUCAACGAACGACGUAAAAGCUUGCGUACUCGUAAAACUGAUGUUUCUAAUGAAGCUGUCCCUGUGAAGAGUGAAUCGGCGGCAGAGGAGCGGCGAAAAAGUUUACGUACACCAAAGAAACCAGUUGCUACAUCAACUCCUGUUGCCAGAGUCAUACGUCGUGAAAAGAAAAUAGAGGAGAAGAUAGUGAAGAAUAUAUCAGAAUCGGAAUCGGCUGAUGAAAAAGCUAUGAAGUCUGGAAGAAGUGGCAAGAAAAGCGCUUCAAAUGCGGCAGUUGGGUCGAGAUCUGCUCAUAAAUCUGUAAAGAAAGAAAUAGGGAAAAAGAAACAUGAUCGUACAAGUGAAUCGGAUAAAGAUCCAUUUAGUAUUGAUAACAAUUUCGACAAUCAUCCAGAACCGCUACGUAAUAUCCAGAUGGAACGCCAAUCGUUUGGAGGAUAUAAAUUCACGAAAUCGCCGGAAAAGGCACCUACAUUGCGUUAUCAGAAAACUGAACAAACAGCUAAUGAACGACGGUCCAAUCUUAUUGGUCUUUUACCACAGCAAGAGGUUAGUACUCAUAAAUCACUUUCCGAAUUGACACUAAGCGCAGGUCGGCGAGUCGCAAUGACGUCCUCGACGAAGAGAAAGACGAAAUCUAUGGGUGGUGAAUUUUCAGAACUGAGUGGAAGUUCAAACAUGUUAGAGAAAUCAGUACAACAGGAUGAUACCAAACAGCGGCCGAAAACCGGAAGCCGAACGGAAGAGACACAGACGAACUCAAUGUAUAAUUUCCAACCAUCACCGAAACAACGAAAACGUAAAAUAAUUGACUCAUCACCAGCAGUAACACCAAAAAGACCGCCGAAAAUGGUGCUACCGGAAUUGUCAGCAGUAGAGCAGUUUGAAGCAGAUCACCGUCCUAAUGAACACGCUACAUAUAAUGUCGGUGCACGAAUAUAUGCUUUAUGGGAUCGUUUGUAUUAUCCGGCUCGAAUAUCCGCUGAACCGGAUGCAAGUGGUCGUUAUGAGGUAGUCUUUGCUGAAGAUGGUGCCAUACGUAGACUGGUAGCAACGGGCAUUAUCCCGUUGUGUAAUCUUGUUGCAAGCCGAAAGUGUUUGACAAGGAACGUCAAAGAUGAUGAAGAGGUGCUCGAAGAAGUGGAAAUUGUUGAAGCACCAUCAAGUGAUAAUGUAGAGAAUUGGAUGGAAGCCAUGUUCAUAAUUAAAGACACCAGUAAUGAAAAUACAAACAAAUCGUCAUGGCAAAAGUUGGUGGUGGAUAGCAAUCAGGCGAAAGCGUUACAAGUAACAACGGUUAACACAGUGCGUGAUGUCAAUGCCGAUAAUAUUGCAUCAGCUGAAGGACGACGCAGCCGAGCUGCUCGACACACUGCUGUUUAUAGUACCAAUGUUACUCCCGUUGCACCAACAAGAACUCGUCGACACGCUUCUACAACUGGAAAAGAAACUCCAAAGCUGAAUACCGCUCCAUCAAAAACAUCGUCAUCGAGAAACACUGAGACACUUGUUGAACCGGAAGAGUUGCAGGAACGGCAGCAUGAGCCUUCAGCUACGAGUGGCUCAGCUAAAAAAGCAAUGGGUAAAAUUUUCAACGGCAUAACAUUCGUCGUAACAUCAGCACUGCGUAAAAACCGUGAAGGAGAACAGGGAUUUAGCAAAAAAGAAAUACGGUGCAUGAUCGAAAAUGGUGGUGGAAAAGUGAUCGAUGAUGUUAUGAAAUUACCCCAGGGUAAACCGAUAUAUCUGAUCGCCGAUACCCACUAUCGUACCCACAAAUACCUCACAGCAUUGGCACGCUCAAUCCCGUGUGUCAGUAACCAAUGGAUCAGCGAUUGUGCUAAAGAAAAUAAGUUAUUGGAUCACAUGAAAUAUAUGUUGCCUGCAGGAGUAUCCCUUCUUACUGGUGAUAUGAAACCGUGGCAUUCAAAUAACGGUACCUUAUUAUCGGGAAAGCGUAUUUUCAUUUCGUCGAAUAAUGUUUUCUACGAUAUGCCGAACUUCUCACAAAUUUGGACUCCUAUCAUCAAUCACAUGGGCGGUACUGUUGUCCCGGUAAUUCCAACAGAAGGAUUGGACAUUUUGUUGACGGAUGCUAGUUGCACUGAGGAAGUUUUGAACAUCGCUCGAUCACAAGGAGCUACAGUCGUUUCAUCUGAAUGGAUUAUCCAGGCAAUCAUUCACGGAAGCUUACCAGCACCUGAAGCACAUGAACGUUUCCAGUACGAUUAUAGUGAUGCCUGCUCUUGAGAUGAUUAUAAUUACUUUCCUUAUUUUUUUUCUUUUUUUUUUGUGUGUCGCAGUGGAGAUCUUCAAAUUUAAUGUUGAUUUUUUGAAGAUCAAGUGGUUUUUAGAAGAGCUGAAAUAUAAAUGGGAUAAAGAGGAA
This is a messenger RNA of Loa loa (African eye worm), 3411 nucleotides long. RefSeq lists its product as hypothetical. The record is from RefSeq and is a predicted model, not a curated record. Gene Ontology annotation, cellular component: nucleus. Bases 72 to 3275 code for a protein of 1067 amino acids. Gene Ontology annotation, biological process: DNA damage checkpoint signaling; positive regulation of transcription by RNA polymerase II. Gene Ontology annotation, molecular function: histone binding. NCBI's taxonomy places the organism in Eukaryota, Metazoa, Nematoda, Chromadorea, Rhabditida, Onchocercidae. The transcript is spliced from 30 exons.